Molecule: messenger RNA, 6224 nt
Organism: Zalophus californianus (California sea lion)
Lineage: Eukaryota; Metazoa; Chordata; Mammalia; Carnivora; Otariidae
Gene: MECP2
Product: methyl-CpG binding protein 2
Exons: 3
Coding region: 68-1567 (499 amino acids)
Biological process (GO): negative regulation of transcription by RNA polymerase II
Cellular component (GO): nucleus; heterochromatin
Molecular function (GO): double-stranded methylated DNA binding; chromatin binding; methyl-CpG binding
Source: RefSeq, a predicted model, not a curated record
CCCGGCGUCGGCGGCGCGCGCGCUCCCUCCUCUCAGAGAGAGGGCUGUGGUAAAAGCCGUCCGGAAAAUGGCCGCCGCCGCCGCUGCCGCGCCGAGCGGAGGAGGAGGAGGAGGCGAGGAGGAGAGACUGGAAGAAAAGUCAGAAGACCAGGAUCUCCAGGGCCUCAAGGACAAACCCCUGAAGUUUAAAAAGGUGAAGAAGGAUAAGAAAGAAGACAAAGAGGGCAAGCAUGAGCCCCUGCAGCCACCGGCUCACCACUCUGCUGAACCAGCAGAGGCAGGCAAAGCAGAGACCUCAGAAGGGUCAGGCUCAGCCCCAGCUGUCCCAGAAGCUUCUGCCUCCCCCAAACAGCGGCGCUCCAUCAUUCGUGACCGGGGACCCAUGUAUGAUGACCCCACUCUGCCUGAAGGUUGGACCCGAAAGCUUAAGCAAAGGAAAUCUGGCCGCUCCGCUGGGAAGUAUGAUGUGUAUUUGAUCAAUCCCCAGGGAAAAGCCUUUCGCUCUAAAGUGGAGUUGAUUGCGUACUUCGAAAAGGUAGGCGACACCUCCCUGGACCCUAAUGAUUUUGACUUCACGGUAACUGGGAGAGGGAGCCCCUCCCGGCGAGAGCAGAAACCACCUAAGAAGCCCAAAUCUCCCAAAGCUCCAGGAACUGGCAGAGGUCGGGGACGCCCCAAAGGGAGCGGCACUGCGAGACCCAAGGCAGCAGCAUCAGAGGGUGUGCAGGUGAAAAGGGUCCUGGAGAAAAGUCCCGGGAAGCUGCUCGUCAAGAUGCCUUUUCAAGCUUCACCGGGGAGCAAGGCCGAAGGGGGCGGCGGGGCCACCACGUCAGCCCAGGUCAUGGUUAUCAAACGCCCUGGCAGGAAGCGAAAAGCCGAGGCCGACCCCCAGGCCAUUCCCAAGAAGCGGGGCCGAAAGCCGGGCAGUGUGGUGGCAGCCGCUGCCGCAGAGGCCAAGAAGAAAGCAGUGAAGGAGUCUUCCAUCCGGUCCGUGCAGGAGACCGUGCUCCCCAUCAAGAAGCGCAAGACCCGGGAGACCGUCAGCAUCGAGGUGAAGGAGGUGGUGAAGCCCCUGCUGGUGUCCACCCUCGGCGAGAAGAGUGGGAAGGGACUGAAGACCUGCAAGAGCCCUGGGCGGAAAAGCAAGGAGAGCAGCCCCAAGGGGCGCAGCGGCAGCGCCUCCUCACCCCCCAAGAAGGAGCACCACCACCAUCACCACCACUCAGAGCCCCCGAAGGCACCCGCGCCGCUGCUUCCACCCCCACCCCCGCCCCCGCCCGAGCCCCAGAGCUCCGAGGACCCCGCCAGCCCCCCUGAGCCCCAGGACUUGAGCAGCGGCGUCUGCAAAGAGGAGAAGAUGGCGAGAGGAGGCUCGCUGGAGAGCGACGGCUGCCCCAAGGAGCCAGCUAAGACUCAGCCCACGGUCGCGACCGCCGCCACGGCCGCAGACAAGUACAAACACCGAGGGGAGGGAGAGCGCAAAGACAUUGUUUCAUCCUCCAUGCCAAGGCCAAACAGAGAGGAGCCUGUGGACAGCCGGACGCCCGUGACCGAGAGAGUUAGCUGACUUUACACAGAGCGGAUUGCAAAGCAAACCAACAAGAAUAAAGGCAGCUGUUGUCUCUUCUCCUUAUGGGUAGGGCUCUGACAAAGCUUCCCGAUUAACUGAAAUAAAAAAUAUUUUUUUUUCUUUCAGUAAACUUAGAGUUUCGUGGCUUCAGGGUGGGAGUAGUUGGAGCAUUGGGAUGUUUUUCUUACCGACAAGCACAGUCAGGUUGAAGACCUAACCAGGGCCAGAAGUAGCUUUGCACUUUUCUAAACUAGGCUCCUUCAACAAGGCUUGCUGCAGAUACUACUGACCAGACAAGCUGUUGACCAGGCUUCUUAGGGUAUGCCUGCACCUCCCCUCCCACCCAGACCUCCCCCCCACGCCCCCCCAUGUGGUCAUUAGGGACAGAGAGUGCCAUUGGUGCCCCAGUCUCCGCUCUCCUCUCCCCCCACCCUGCGCCACCCCCACCCUCCAGCUCCCCCGCCUCCCCCACCCCCACCCACAUUGGGACAAGGAGGUGUGAGGCAGGAGGGACAGUUGGAUUCUUUAGAGAAAAAGACAGAGAUGGCCAGUGGCUACAGCCUGUGUGAUCUCACCCAUGGUGGCACAAAUCUGGCCCCACACCAGCCCCAAUCCAAAACCGACUAGGACAUUUCACAGGACGGGGAGGUAGCACCUGUUCGCUCCAGUUCUGGCGCGGCUGGGAGGGAGUCAGUCCUUCGAGCUGCUGGGCGUAGACUGGCCUGAGUCAGGUGACCAGGUGAGAGGACAGCCCGGGGCCGUUAUCCAGUGGGCGGCGCUAGAGAGAGAGAGAGGCCGUGGAAGCAGCAGGAUGAGGCGCAGGCAGGCUGGCCCUGGGCUCCUGGGCUCCUCCGGGUGGCAGAGAGCAGUGGGGCCGAUGGAAUUCCUAGUCGCUCAGAGCAGCCUGUGACUGGUAGGUAGAGGCCUAGUGCACAGGUUGGGGGGCCAAGGGGGAAGGAGGGGAAAAUGUUCUUCCAAAACUUUCCAAUUCUACUCCUUUAGGGACAGCUUAGAACUAUUUGCACUAUUGAGUCUUCAUGUUCCCACUUCAAAACAAACAUGCUCUGAGAGCAAACUGGCUUGAAUUGGUGACACUUUGUCCCUCAAGCCACCAGACAUGACGGUGUUUAGAACUACCUGGAUCUGUAUAUACCUGCGCUUGUUUUAAAGUGGGCUCAGCACAUAGGGUUCCCACGAAGCUCCGAAACUCUAAGUGUUUGCUGCAAUUUUAUAAGGACUUCCUGAUUGGUUUCUCUUCUGUCCUUCCAUUUCUGCCUUCUUUCAUUCAUCCUUUCAUUUCUUCCCCUCCUCGUUCAUCCCUUCUGUACCAGGCACCCACAGUUCCCAGCUUUACCUGAGCUGAUGCUGGUCAGCUCAGGCCCCCAGAUUUCACCCUGCCCUUGGCCUUCCCACUGCCAGCCCUAGCCCUAGCCACACCCCCAUUCUGAGCCCUGAAGAAGCCCCGGGCUCUGCUGAGUCCACCUGGCCCUAGCAACUUGGCCUCUCUGAGGGGCAAGAGAGCAGCAAUAUCCUGUUCUCUUAGGGAGCUCCCUUCCCUGGUCAGACCCUGAUUCUGGGCCUUCUCAACCUACUCGAGAGAAGCAGGCAGGAGAAGUUGGACAGAUUUGGACUUGGGAGCUGAGGGUAGCGCAGAGGCCCCCAUGGCCUGCCGUAGUCAUCAAGUAGUCUGGCUCUGACCUUGGCCUUGGCCAGGCCCAGCUAGCACAGUGUGGUGCAACGAGGCAGCAGGUGGGAAGAAAUGCAGAUGCCCCAGACCUGAGCUGGGACCAGUGCCUAGGCCCCUGGCCCCUCUGCUCCUCUCUUAAGUUAACCAUGAGUUCUUUUCUUAUGGAAAAUGUCUGGCUUUUGCUUGCUGGAGACCGGGUGGGGCCGGCAUAUCACACAUCUCCACAUCUAUGCCAGGGGAAUGGUGUGGGGGCCGAGAGGCUUGGCUUUGCUAUGGGUGUUCAUUGAUCAAUCUCCAUUUAGGACCCCAUCCUUUCAUUCUGUGUUCAGGAAGUCCUUAUCUAGCUGCAUAUCUUCAUCAUAUUGGUAUAUCCUUUUCUGUGUUUACAGAGAUGUCUCUUAUAUCUAAAUCUGUCCAACUGAGAAGUACCUUAUCAAAGUAGCAAAUGAGACAGCAGUCUUAUGCUUCCAGAAACACCCACAAGCACGUCCCAUGCGAGCUGCUGCCAUGAACUGUCAAGUGCGUGUUGUCUCGUGUAUUUCAGUUAUUGUCCCCUGGCUUCCUUACUGCAGUGUAACCAUGAAGGAGUGAAACAUCCUAAAAACCGUCUAGCACUUCCUUGCCAGUCCUUAGUGAUCAGGAACCAUAGUUGACAGUUCCAAUCAGUAGCUUAAAAAAAAAAAAACGCAUUUGUCUCUUCCGGAAUGGUUAGAAGCAAGGGAGUUUGCCCCCAUUCUGUUUGCAGAAUCAUAGUUGGCCUUCGUAGCAUUUUUGUACCCAUUUCCUUAUGCUGCAAAAGCAAGUCCCACAACCAGACCCCCUCUGCUGUUGACCCUCUGGGCUUCACUUCUGACUCCUCCCCAGGAAGGGAAGGGGGGUCGGAGGACAGGGCAGGUCCUUCAGGAUCCCUCUUCCUUCAAGGACAUAAGGCUCCUGACUCCGAAGUGGCCUCGCACUCCUGGCACCCACAAAGGAUGCCUGUCCACGCAAGUAUAGCGUCUGGCCAGUUUGUCGUGGAGACACCGUCCAUUUUGGUCGGUUAGGUUUUUAUGCAUUACACUUAGUCCAGUGGAAUGUGACUCCCGGAACCAGUGUCAAGAGCUGGCCUCUCCAUCAGCUCAGUACCAUCUGGUCCUGGGAAGAGGAGUGCGGGGCCCACCAUGCCCCCCUUUCGCCCGUGACCAUUCAGGGGUGACUGGGCAUUGGUGGUUGAGAGCACAGCAAUUCAAGUUUCAUUUUCUUUCGGCCCGGCCUGACCUGCAGCCCCCUCGCUCCCCUUAAGGAGCUGCUUCUCCUUACAGUUCCAAAGCUGCAGGCAGCCCCUGAGGCUCCUUAGGGUUUUCUCUCCUUCUCCCACAUUCCCUCUUCUUCACCUAAUAAAGGCAUCACAAGUAAGUCACCAUUAAGCAGGUCACCUUGGUGGUUUGUCGCCCUGGCAGGCAGGGGCCCUGCAGCUCCCAUACCGCCCCUGUCCUGGGUCAGGUUGACAGGAGGUUGGAGGGAAAGCCAGGCUAUGGGAUUCUCACCAGCCGUGUCCAGCCCAGUUGGGGGUGUGACCUCGAUUUUGUGUGUGCUUGAACAUCAUGAAGAUUGGGGGCAUCUUUUAGGGACUGUGUGAAGAAUACAGAAAUUAACUGACAGCUUUCAGACACCUGUUUGUAGGGCUAGGUCACAGUCACUUUCAGCCUCCCCCACCCUCGUUCUAGUUGUUAGUUACUACCUCCUCUCCCGACAGAAUGCUGUUAUGUCUUUGAGCUCCUCCUACAAUGCCCUGCCCAGCUCUGCCCUGCCCUGCCCAUUGGUGGGCCUGCCCUAACCAGUGGAACCGCUGGCCUUGACACUGUAGUGAACCAGGGCACCGAGCCACAGCCAGGCUCUAAGACAGCUCCCUUCUGCUGCUGCUGUAUUCCCCUUAUCAGAAGGCACAGGUGACACCUAGAAAUGCCCUGUUCCCCAGUCCAUCAGUGCCAAACGACCCGAGGACCUCAGCCCCCUCAACUCCCUGGAAGGUGAAAGCCGUGGUGGUGGCCCAGGGACACUGGCCACAGCCGGCACCUGGCUUCUACUCCUGAGACCCCGUGCAGGUGCGGGCAACAGUCUGUUCAGGGGCACCAUUCCAGGCUAGAGGCCACAAACGGCACCAGGACCCAGAGCAGCCCCAGGUUGUCACCUGCUCCUCCGCGCAGCUUUUCAUUGACCUGACAGGGAUGAUGAAAGAAGGUACUAACCUGAAACAAACUGCCAUGUUUGGUGGGAAAGGUGUUUCUUUAGCUGACAGGACCUCUGGAUUGAAGUAACUUUUAGUAAGCAACUGAAGCGCAGGAGGGGGCAACAGGUAUGAAGUGAACUCACCAAGGGGGGCCGACUGGAUCUUGCAGAGCCCAAGUGGAGCCUAGCAGCUGAGUUCUGUGCCCCCUUUCCGGAGCAUUUGCACCUGGCUCUCUGGGCUGACGGAGCCAGGGAAGGUCACAGGUGCUGGUUCUUGGAGAAGCCUUUUGCGCAUCCUUUCCUAGCCAGUGUCGCCCCGAAUUGUUUCCUAAUGUGAGUCACGCACAGAUUUUAGGACUGGUGGCCCAGACCUCAGGAAGCAAGCUGUGUUUAGAGCCCUGUUCCCGGAGUCUUGGCUCAUGGGGGGGGGGAGGGGGGCGGCGGGGGCAAGCAUGGCAGCGUCGCCCAGCCGGUGGUAGAGCCCCUGCUCCUGGGCCCCUGCGGCCCCACCAUGUCGCGUUCCUGAUCUUACUCUGUUCUCUGUAAGGGCCCCACCUUCGCUCUCUCCGCCAGUAAACUCGUCCACUCUGGAGGGGUUUGUCGAGUCUCCAUUUUUGCGUCUUUCUCUUUUAGAUGCUGUAUCAAUCUUUAGAAAAGGCAUAGUCUGUUAUAUAUCGCUAGUUAUGCCUCCCCCAGGGUCUAAAGUUACAUAUUAAAGGGGAAAGAAAGUGAACACUGAAACCCAUUCUCAACAAUUCA